UAGAAAAAGAAGGAAAAAAAGAAGAUAAUGUUAAUAACGAAAAAAACUGUUGGUUACAUAUUCACUGUUCAUUCUCAUUGCCAACAAGUUCAAUUGGGAUGUAAGUUUGAGUCAAAGUGGGAUGAAAAGGGAUAAUUUUGAUAAGUUAAUAUCAACAAUUAGAUCAUGUAAUUCCCAAUGAAAUACUGGGAAAAGGUUUGAGAAAGAUAUUCCUGAGAUUCCAUGAAAGAUGAAAAAUAUGAUUCAAUGUUGAUAUUUAAUGUUAGAUUUACCAAUCAUAUCGUAUACUUGAAAUAUACAUUUUUAAAGUGCAAAGUGAAAAUAAUGGUUGAGCAAGUGAUGAAAAAAAGACUGAUCAUCUAUGCCAAGGUGAGGACACAGAUAAUUCAUGAAACCGUGAUAUUAAUGAGCUUUAUAUCCUUGAAAGUGUUUUCAAAGUGUUGAUGAACAGUGUUACAAAGAGCUUUUGAUUGGGUCAAAUUUCAAUCAAUAUUUCGUGUCCAAUUUAAUUGCGACUGAUUAAGAUUGUAAAAGGGUUUGGACAAUUUUUCACAGCAAAAGUUACAAAUAAGGAAACGUGAUUGAAAAGGUGAUCAACAUCAAUCAAGUUUAUCAGAAAAUGUGAAUUUAAAUGUUUAACUGCAAUUGGAAACAAUUGUCCAAAUUAAUAAAUCGUGUCAAUUUGUAUUACAAUUACUAAUUACUAAUGGAAAGAAACAAUGAUUGUUACUUAAUAAUUACAAAAUGCCAUAAGCAUGAGAGCAACAAUAAAGUUGAAAGGGAAUACAUUUUUGCUUUUUUUUGGGUUUUUCAUUUUCCUUAAAAUGAAAAACUGGUAACAAAAAUGGGUUUAUCACCCAAAAUGAUUUAGAUUGUUAUCAAGUUGCCGUUGAAACAAUGAGCUGGUUAAACACAAGAGCAAUUAAACAAUUUGCAAAUUAAAAAUUAAACUCUCUUCAUCAUUUUGAUGAAAUACAAUUUGUCAAGGUUAGUUGUUUGAUUGCAAACUGGUAGAGACAAUCAAAUUGUAAGAAUUAGCUAACGAAUGAUACAGAUUAAGACUGAGAAACGAUAGGAAUGAAACAAUGAUAACAAUAAGCUUAGAGUAAAGAAAUGAACAAAAAAUGAACAAAAUACCAACAAGGAAAGUGCCGUAAAGCUUAAACAUGUGAAUGUAAAAAAAAGCACGCAAUUAGAGCACUUGAGAGUCCAGUUGUUGCUCUUGUAAUUGGCAAACAAUUGAAUUGAGUAAAUGUCCAAUUCACAAAUACAUGAUUGUCUUUGACUAUUGCAACAGUGACUGUUGGUACAACAGGUGACAUUGAAAUUGACACUUCGUAAAAAUGUCAACUCUAUUAUUAGGUUAGAAAUGAAUGCAACAAAGAGAUUGGGGGAGAAACCUAAAAGUGACCAAAUGAUUUUUGGGCCUGCCUUUUGAUUAAAACCUAAUCUCAAUCUGAUAUAUAUAAGAAAGUUUCACGGAUCUUAUCUAGUAUCAGUUUCCAAUUGAUUUGAGUAACAGUAACAGCAAGAAUCUGAUUAAUCUGGUGUUCAGUCACGUUUUAAAAGAGAAAUAGUUUUCAACAGAUUUUUUCUUCUUCUUCUUAAAAACUUGUGUUCAUCACGGUGAUAGUGUUGGUGUCAAUUUAAGGAGUAGCCAAUCAUGGCCUGGAUCAAUCAAUCGUUAAUCAAUGGUGUGUUUCAUACUGCACUGGCAGUCAAUUUACUGUUAACCCUGAUUAGUAGUAAUGUUGGCACUCUGGAUCCUAGUGACAAUGAGGUGACAAAUGAAGUAAAUGAUUUACAAGUGGCUGAAACAAUUCCUGGUAAAGCGUAUUCGGCAGACUCUCUGGAUGAGGGUCACCAUGAGUCUGGUGGUAAACUUCACUAUCAAUCUCAUCAUGGAGAAAAGCAAGCUGGCCAUGGACAUUCAGAGGAUUUCCGGGAAGCAGGUCAUUUGAAGAAAGGUAAGGGAGGUCAUCGGUUCCAUGAUGUUGGUUCACACCACAAGGAAGCCGGAUCGGCAGUAGGUCAUGUUGACUCUAAAGCUCAUAAAGAGCAUAAAAAAGUUUUGAAGCACAGUUGGGACCGAGGAGGUGGGUUUGUCAAGAAAUGGCACUGGGACAAAGGUGCUCAUCUUGAAAAGGAGCAUUCAGAUGCUUCAAAGAAACAUUUGGCCCAUAAAAAGCAUCACCAUCAUAAAGAGGCAGGAAAACGGAGCAAAGGAAAGAAAGCAGAUCAUCAACACCACAAAGAGGCUCACAAAAAGGAACACCAUAAAGCUUCUCAUGGACAGCAAAAGAAACUGCAAAGUGGACAGUUCAAGGAAUCGGCUCACCAUGAGAAAGACUCAAAAAGGAAACAUGAAAGUUCAGCUGAUGAAGGACGUAAAUGGUCUGGAUGGGGAUCGGGUGGAUAUGAUUCAGGUUGGGAUGGACCUUCCGGUGGAGGUUAUUCUGGAUGGUCAUCACCAAUGUAUGGUAAACACGGUUCUGGUUGGUCUGGAAUUAGAAAAUAUCUCAAGCCUACUUUUGAUGGGUUAAAUGAAUUUGCUGGAGGCGGAUUGGAUACUUUUGCCUCAUCUCAUCGGUACCAAGUGAGCAAGGAAAAACCUUCAUCACCUAUGAUUAUAGCAAAUGAAUCUCAAAAGCCAACCAAAUCAACUCUCAUUCAAACAAUUUACCCUAAAAACUGGAAAUAUGGACACAUCUUUGGAACUGGGUUAAACUUUUUACUGCCAAGAUCGGAAUAUUGAUUAACAUCAUUAACUUGCCAUAAGAAAUUAAUUUUUCUAAUCCAUUUAAAGUACAUAGAUAUAAAUAUAUAAAUACAAGUA
Tetranychus urticae (two-spotted spider mite) is the source of this 2836-nucleotide messenger RNA. RefSeq lists its product as uncharacterized. The record is from RefSeq and is a predicted model, not a curated record. Lineage: Eukaryota; Metazoa; Arthropoda; Arachnida; Trombidiformes; Tetranychidae.